CACAUGCAUUGAAUGAAUGAAUGAACGAAUCCAUCGCGCCAAUCGACAUGUCAGUCACUGUUUCACAACUAUGCACAAUGAUCGUCAGGCAGCUACUUCUGUUGUUGCUUUUUCGGUUCUAUCGGCACUUCCAACUGCCCUUCCUUCAUCGCUUUGUCUGCUUGCUUCUGCAGGUUUCUCCAGUCUGCGUCUGUGAAUGGCUCGCCCUUCCUUGGACCCCCAACCUGCCUCAGCACCAUGAAUGGCACGUCCGGGAGUGGGUGGUCGUACUCGAUCGAUGGGAGCAUGCGUGUGGCGUUGUUGCUGCCAUAGGUGACCACCUCGAGGUGGUGUUGGUCGACAGCAGCGAGUUGGGCCUUCUCGAUGCUUCGAGUGAUCAUCUGCCACCCGAGCUCCCCCUCGAUGGCGCCACCACCGCCCUUUGUGGUGUGGUGCCGCUCCACCUCCUUGGCCACGUGGUUGGAUGCCUCGGGUGCUGUCAUGUUGCCCAUCUGGCCGAGAGGAGGGGCACCGACGGGAUCGCGCCGACAUGCUGUGAAGAAGUAGAACACGUGGCACUCGAUCUGAUGCAGGGUCAAGUUGUACACGUUGAACAGGUUGGCCCUGAAACAAACAGACAGACACAUCCACACAGGAGAUGACACACUCAGACGCAUUCACACACUCAGACCCAUUCAUUCACUCACUCUUGGAUUGCGGCGAAUCUCAUUUGAUACAGAUGGCAUACGAAGAGGUCGAUCUCCUCGUCUGUCGGCGCCACGCUGCGCAUGGCGGCCAGCAGCACUCAAGCAAACGACCGGAAGAAGAGCAUCGUGGAUCGUCCGCCGCUUUGGCGGCCUGUCGUCAGGCUGCCGAAGGUGAGCAGUGUCCACAUC
Messenger RNA from Vitrella brassicaformis, 875 nucleotides. Lineage: Eukaryota; Vitrellaceae. The record is from the annotation of a GenBank genome assembly.